UUGGGUGACCUCAGCCCAAGCCAACAAAAUGGUGGCAAAAGCCAUCUCUUCUUCUCUUCUUUUGCUCAUCAUCUUCUCCUCCUCUUCGCUAGCCGCAUCCCAAACGAAAACAGAGGAUGGAGAAAGGCAAAUUCUCCUCCGAAUCAGGAAGGACUGGGGCAACCCCUCGGUUCUCGGCUCUUGGAACGACUCCACCCCCACCAGACACUGCAAAUGGACCGGAAUUCAAUGCUCCGCUGAUGGCUCUGUGACCAAUAUCACACUUUCCAACCAGAACAUCGCCCAACCCAUCCCCGCCGCCAUAUGCAAGCUGAAAAAUCUCUCCAUCCUCGACCUCAGUUACAACGACAUCCCCGGCACCUUUCCCACAUCCCUCUACAACUGCUCUAACCUCCUCUACCUCGACCUCUCCUCGAACCACCUCGUCGGCGUCAUACCCUCCGAUAUCUACCGUCUCUCUCCCCGUCUCACUGACCUCAUCCUCUCAGACAAUAACUUCACCGGAGAAAUUCCGCCUUCCAUCGGCCGGCUCUCGGCGAUUGAACAUCUCUCUCUCUAUACCAACUUCUUCAAUGCGUCAUUCCCAGCAGGGCUCGGCAACCUCUCAAACCUCCAAACCCUAAGGCUUGGACGUAAUCCCUUCGCUCCAGCAACGAUCCCUCCAACUUUCCGCAAUUUGACUCAGCUGAGCUUCCUGGGUAUGGGACAGGCUAAUUUGAAGGGCGAGAUCCCUGAAUUCAUCGGAGAGUUGACGGGGAUGCGGGUAUUGUACCUACAGCAGAACUCCCUCAGUGGAAGCAUACCCGCCGGAAUAUGGAAUCUAAAGAGCCUCUCUGUCCUUUAUAUGUUCGACAACCGGUUUUCCGGCGAGAUCCCGGAGAGCAUCGGAGAGUUGACGGAGAUGACCGAAUUGGCACUAGCGGAGAACUCCCUCAGUGGAAGCAUACCCAACGGAAUCUGGAAUCUAAAGAAGUUGCGGACCCUUUAUUUAUAUGCAAACAACCUAACUGGAGCGAUCAACAUCGACAGACCAAUUGGCGCCUUGGGGCUGGAACAGAUCGACGUCUCCGCCAAUCAAUUAAAUGGAUCCUUCCCGGAGGAAUUCGGCAAGCUUCAGAACCUCGCUAUCCUUGAUAUGUUCGACAACCGGUUUUCCGGCACCCUACCGGACAAAUUGCCACCGGGACUCAGGUGGCUGGACAUCGCGAACAACAAAUUCUCCGGCAACAUUCCAUCAACGGCUAAAAGUUUGCGGUCCCUUACGGCGUACAACAACUUACUAUCCGGUAAUAUUCCAGUUGUCUUAACCGGAAUCUCCGAACUCGUGGUGCUAUAUCUGGGAGGAAACCAGAUCUCUGGUCAAAUCCCGCCAGGGAUAUCAGAGCUGAAAUAUCUGUCUGUUCUUAAUCUCAGCAGCAACCAUCUUGUUGGCGAGAUUCCUGCGGCAAUUGGGUCCCUACAGGUACUCAAGUCACUCGACCUAUCGACUAACCAACUGUCCGGCUCGAUUCCGUCAGAGAUCGGAGACCUCAGGCUCCCCAAGCUCAACCUCUCGUCCAACCGGCUCUCUGGCGAGAUCCCGAUCUCAUUACAGGACGCAGCCUACAAUCGAAGCUUCCUCUCAAACCCCAGCCUCUGCGCUUCCAGUGAGUUCUUAAACGUCCCCAUCUGCAAACAUGGAUCACAUGGCUUGCAAUGGAAGCUCCGUAUGAUGCUCAUCGUUCUCGCUUCACUCGUCUCCUUGAUGGCCACUGUCUUCGCUGCGUUCGCAAGAAGAGGGCGCCAUGGGAGAAGCAAUGGCAGAGUUCUACCCACGUGGAAGAUGAUGUCUUUCUAUCCGUUGGAUUUUCCUGAGUCCACCAUCCUAAGUGGGCUUACGGAGGACAACCUUAUCGGGAGCGGCGGUGGUGGAAAAGUAUAUCGGAUUGUGCUUGAAAACCACGUCGCACAGAUCGUGGCCGUUAAAAAGAUCUGGAACAGUAGGAAGCUUGAUUCCCUACUGGAGAAGGAGUUCCAAUCCGAGGUCCAAAUCCUAGGUUCAAUCCGGCAUGCUAGUAUUGUUAAACUACUUUGCUGCCUCUGGAGCGUCGAUAUGAAACUGCUGGUGUACGAGUACAUGGAGAACGGGAGCCUGGAUCGGUGGCUUCACAAGAAGUGGAGGGUGGGGGAGCAAAUCGAAGAGAUGAACUCCGAUCACAGGCCUUUA
Messenger RNA from Elaeis guineensis (African oil palm), 2206 nucleotides. Lineage: Eukaryota; Viridiplantae; Streptophyta; Magnoliopsida; Arecales; Arecaceae. The record is from RefSeq and is a predicted model, not a curated record.